Molecule: messenger RNA, 585 nt
Organism: Gigantopelta aegis
Lineage: Eukaryota; Metazoa; Mollusca; Gastropoda; Neomphalida; Peltospiridae
Exons: 1
Coding region: 1-585 (194 amino acids)
Biological process (GO): DNA replication, removal of RNA primer
Molecular function (GO): nucleic acid binding; RNA-DNA hybrid ribonuclease activity
Source: RefSeq, a predicted model, not a curated record
AUGGAAUGCCACACUCCGUACCUAAUUAAAAAAGCCACGGACGAAACACCGUUUCCGCCCUUUAAAAAAGUCCUGUUUGAAGCAGCAGCCAACGAAAACUACCCAGAGCACAUCCACAUCUACACAGAUGGAUCAAAAAACCCGGACAACGGCAGGGUUGGCUUCGCAGUAGUAGAAGAAAAGAUAUCCAAACACGCUAAACUUGUUAAAUACGCCAGGCUGUCAGACAACUUAUCAGUCUACACAGCAGAACUGACAGCCAUCUACGAGGCACUAAUCUGGAUUAGAAGUAAACAAUACCCUAAAAGCGUCAUCUUCUCUGAUAGCCUUAGCUCAAUCCAAUCUCUACAAACUAACAGAUCUACUAGGCCGGACAUCUUAGCAGCCAUCCACAAAGUGCUCAACGAGCUAAACCAACUUAAAUUAACAGUCUUCGAAUGGGUCCCAGCUCACGUAGGAAUAAUUGGUAACGAAGUUGCCGACUAUGGAGCAAAAACAGCACUCUCAAUUACCAGCACAAUUACCACACUACCUUUAGGAAUAACAGAGCAGAGCUCAUGUCAAAAGCAAAAAAACACUACAUAA